Molecule: messenger RNA, 1506 nt
Organism: Bursaphelenchus okinawaensis
Lineage: Eukaryota; Metazoa; Nematoda; Chromadorea; Rhabditida; Aphelenchoididae
Source: the annotation of a GenBank genome assembly
AUGCCAAAGAGAGGAAAGCAAACGGUCCAACGCAGACGUCGUAGACAAGAUCGUGCCAUUUCACGCUCCUACUCUACGGAUUCUGAUGGUUUGGGGGAAGAAAUCAAAGAAGUGUUUGAACAGAUGGAUUUUAUUUACGGAGAGCUGGAAGGUAAUGUUCUUUACAUAUAGUAUUUAUGUUUUACUUUUAGUUGUGGUUAACGCGGACUCGUUCGUCUUCUCUAACGUAGAAUUGAGUGAAAUGGAUGGAAGUUUGGAUUACGUCUAUGAGCAAAUUGGCAGUACGUUUGUUUUGAGAUUUUUGCAAAAUUUCUUAUAGGUUUAGGCUACUUUUUUGAUAUGAUAUGCAUCUCGUUUGUUGUGGUAGACCAAAGCUGAUGUUUCUUUGAGUUUUGUUGGCAAAUCAUUGUGUUUUUGAUGAAUUAAGGCUAUUUUAACAUAAAAAUGGCUUUAAAGAUUAAUUUUUAUUGUUUUUGACUUCAAUUUCUCGCAUAUUUUAGAAUGGCUAGUCGGAUAUUGUGGAUGCUUAGUACAACGAGAACAAACUGGCCAUUUGGACAUUGAUGCCGUGGAGAAUUGGCUGGACAGGCUCUUGGGGAUUUGUUAUCAAUUAGAAUGUAAGUUUAGAUAUUAAAAUUUCGUUUAAAAAUUGGUUUAAAAAUAUGAAACUUCAGAAUUUAGGUAACAAAAUUCUAAGUUUUGAUUUUAUGAUUUAAAACAUAAAAAUUGAGUUUAAAAAUAAGGCGUUUGAUUAGAAAAUAUAAAAAUGACUUAUUUUAUGUUAAACUCUUUUCAGCCUGGGUCAAACUUGUUGACCACGUCCUAGAGCACCCUGAAAGCCUGUAUGGUAGCGCAGAACUCCCUUCACAGCACGAAAGAGAUGCCCAAGAGUUGCGAAGGCGUAGAUCUCGAGUAAAUGAAGUUCAAGUUUACCUGAACAAGCUCAAGGAACGACAUGCAGCUCAUUUGGUGACGAAUGAUCACAGAUCUUUGAAUGAACUUGAUGCAGAAGAUGUGCUGGACCGUGUAGCUUAUCGUUACAAUAGAUUUAUGGCUGUAGGUUAAUUAUAGGGUUGGGUCAUGUUUGGGAAUGGCAUUUUUUAAAUUUUGGGCUUAAAUUAUUUGGUUUAAUUAGAUUUAUCCAAACUUAUUGAUUAUUAAUUAUUGUUAGCUUGUUGAAAUAAUUCUGAGCCACACUCAAAGCAAAUUUUAAGGGUUUUGGGGCUUAGCAUUUUUUGAAAAACCUAGUAAUAUUUAACUUGACUAUAUAUACAAUAUUUAUUGUAAGGAAAAUGAGGAAUAUUAAUGGCUUCGUUAACUAAAUUUCACUUUUUUCCAUUUCAGGCCGCUUUCCCAUCAGCAACGGCCGACGAACUGAUGCAAAAAGUAAUGGGAAAGUCUGUCGAGGACGUUACCCAACUACUGAAGAACCUACCCUUCGAUGGCUGUGUACCGGUGCAGAACAUUACCCCUACAGCCGAAGUCAAUGGAGUAUUACCUUCGUAG